AUGGCCAAGUUACGGAAAAACCGCAUGCUACUCACAUGCCUCAUCAGUAGUAUCCACCGUUACACCAGAUCAUCAUCUCAUUUUGGCAUCAAUUGCACUGCAGUGGUGGCUGAAAUCAAAGUUGUCCAAAUGGUCCUCACUCCCAGUACUGAACGCUCGGCCAAUUCUUUGUGUGUGGUCCGGCUUCAGGACGACAACAACAUUCCAAUGACACAUCACUCCAUAGAUCAUGCUGGUCCAAAUAACAGAGAAGCUGGUAAAUUCUGGGUAACACUGUUCGAUAACUGUCGUUCAACUGUAACACCCUUUGGGUGCACAGCUGCCAUGUCACGCGAAGGAAGCACGAGGGCUGUGACACUGCCAAGUUUCCCAAUCCGAGACAGGAGAAGUCGAGAUGCAGAAGUCGGGUCCGAACUACGGACCUUCCGGAUUGAGCAACCUGGCAGUAUUCAAGCACUCGUGCUUUCUUCGGGUAGCAUGGAAGCUAAGCACCAAAAGGGCAUUACAUCUGAACGAUUUAUUUUUUUCAUAUGA
This is a messenger RNA of Opisthorchis viverrini, 534 nucleotides long. RefSeq lists its product as hypothetical. The record is from RefSeq and is a predicted model, not a curated record. NCBI's taxonomy places the organism in Eukaryota, Metazoa, Platyhelminthes, Trematoda, Opisthorchiida, Opisthorchiidae. The coding region runs from base 1 to 534 and encodes 177 amino acids. The transcript is spliced from 4 exons.